GCAGGAGACGGCCUGGCGGGGUUGGUGAUUGGAUGGUUCCUGGCCCGGGCCGGAAGUGGGACAGGAUCCGGAGCAGAGAGAAGAUGGCGGGUAUUAAAGCUCUGGUUGGCUUAUCUUUCAGUGGUGCCAUAGGUCUAACCUUCCUCAUGUUAGGCUGUGCCCUUGAACAGUAUGGUGUAUACUGGCCAUUGUUUGUGCUGAUCUUUUACUUCCUGUCGCCCAUUCCAAGUUUUAUUGCACGAAGAUUGGGAGAUGACUCUGAUGCAGCAAGCAGUGCCUGUCGUGAACUUGCAUACUUCUUCACUACAGGGAUUGUUGUUUCUGCCUUUGGGCUCCCAAUAAUUCUUGCUCGAGUUGCAGUGAUCCAGUGGGGAGCUUGUGGACUCGUGCUGGCAGGCAAUGCAGUAAUCUUCCUCACCAUUUUGGGCUUUUUCUUAGUAUUUGGUAGAGGUGAUGACUUUAGCUGGGAACAGUGGUAGUAUUGUGAUGAAACAUAAAUUUGAUGACCGUUUGGCAUUGAAACUGAAUUGUAUUAUUAAAACUCCAAGCUUAAAGUGCAGUAUAUGACACUAUUUUCGAUGUUUUGUUUGCUGUAAACUGUAAACAUUAAGAAGCAAGAUUCGUGACUGUAUUUUAAAGAUUUCAUUACCUGGGGCUUCGCCAAGCUGUCUCCUCUCCGAAAUGGCAAUUUGACUUGGAAAUGGGAGUAUGCAAACAAUUGCUUGUACAGUCCAGUGAACGAAAUUACUCACAUGGUGUAUGAUCUCACAACUCCACAACAUUUUAUUUUUGGUAUUUAUUAUAACAUUAUAAUUUGGAGGAGAAAGUUGUCCAUAAAUCUUUGCCUGUUUCAAGUCCAUUUUUAAAAUUAUAAUUUACUUUGGGUUAUGACGUGAUCAAUGUUGCAUGCAUGCAUGCUGUUGUAAAGGCUUGAAAUUUAUUGGAUUAGCCCACCCUAUGCUGCCCCUCUUUUGACCAUUGACCAGUUUGACUUGGCAACACCUUUUCAGGGAUGCACCUUUUAAUCUUAACACACCUCCUGGUGUUAAAGCUUUUUCAAUGCACCUUAUGAGGCAAUAUGCAUAAUUUCCAAUGAAUAAAAUGCUCCUACUCACUCCUUUAGAAGCUCCAGUGUCUGCCAUUUGAAUGCUUGUGGAAAAAUUCUAAUACUUUAAAAACCAGAUUGUAUUAGAAAACAAAAUGCAGUGCAUUUUCAAUCCCCAGGAAAUGUUUCUUUAUCGGUUAUGCAGUUGGCAAAGGGCUUUAUAUGUUCAGAAAUUGAAGCACUAAAAAAAGUACUACGGGACAUUUUCCUAUUGUAUUAACAAAAUGUUCUACCCUUUCUCUUACUGACUCCAAUUUUGAAGAGCGAAUUAUUUUACUGAGUUCAGAUCUCUAUCAUUUAAACCAUCUUUUCUAAGAAUGUACUUAAUUCAAGCAUCUGAAAUUUGUGAAGGAAUUAUGAAAAUGGACACUUUGCAUUAUGAACCUCUUGCAAAAGGUGAUAAUUUGGCAGUGAAUUAUAGAUGAUAUUUGAUUCUGCAUUUGGCUGAUAUGUCCUUUUGACAAAUGGUUUAAUUUCAGCAUUAAGCAAGCCCAAAGAACUACAUAUAAACACAACUUUGAAUACAAUACUUAUAAUUCUGCAUAUUUGCUCAAAACAUUGCUAUCAUACGUUUGUCAAUUUGGGUAAAUGGGAUAACAUUUACUGUGCUUUUUGUUUCAACUUUGCCUUUUAAAAUAGAACAACAAAAAAAUUACAUUUAAAUCACGUGGGCACUUGAACUAUUACCGCAUUAGCUUGCUUGUUUUCUAGAAUGACCUUGUAGCCUAGACUAAGUAAUGUCCUUUUUAAGAGGAAGCUUUGACCACUCAGUUACACAAUAUGGUAUAACAUGCAUCUAAUUAUCAAAAGUGAGAGUUAGAUGAAUGCUUAAUAUAUUUGCAUGAUAUUUCUCUGUAAUUUUAAUGGCGUCAUUGAAUGACUGUUUAAUAAAAAUAACUGUGGUCAAAGUAUGUAUUUUUUUGUUUCAUGUAUUAAUAUUGCCAACAGUAAUUUCUAGCUUGCCUUUUAAAACAACCAAAAUUAAUUGGGAUAAAUCCUUCUGGAGCAAGUUAAAUUUUCUAUUAUUGUGCAAUUACUUUUGUUUAAUGUCUUAAGUAAUCGUCUUUUUUUUCCCUGAGAUAGUUGAAUUGUAAACCGAACUUUUACCAGAUGUUAAUGCCCAUUGGGAAUGAAAUUAUGUGCACCUGAAGUAAUGGCUUUUGGUUAUGGCUUGUAUUUUAAAAAAAAGCCUAAAAUUAGUGCAUAAAAUAGUUGGUAGAUCUCUACUCAAUAUCUUGCCUUCAGAUUGCUUUUACUAAAUAUCGCAUUUCGUUGGGAGAAAAAAAGCUGUUUAAUUAACUUUCCCAGUGAUUUGAUAUAAAGCAUUCUAGAAUGGCAUAUUGACAAUUUUUUUCUUAAAAAGAUUUUUGGAAAGAGGAUGCGUCGUUAAAUAUUGUUCCUUUUGGUUGAAAUUUAUUCUAACUGUGGGAAUAUGGUAAACUUCAAACAUCGCAAAUUUUUAAACUUUUUUACGUGAACUGUUUACUGAAUGUUAUUGUCAGUAAGUUUUUUCAAUACUUCACUGUAUACAUUGUAAAUUAACAAACUAAUCGUAAAUCUAUAUUAAUUAGAUUAUCUGUAGUUUAUUUCUAAAUAGUUUUAUGAUUCAAUUUAAAUGUAUGUGAAUAAAGUGUAAAUACAGACUUUCAUUGUUA
Hemiscyllium ocellatum (epaulette shark) is the source of this 2760-nucleotide messenger RNA. Its product is annotated as leptin receptor gene-related protein. Gene Ontology annotation, cellular component: endosome. Gene Ontology annotation, biological process: late endosome to vacuole transport via multivesicular body sorting pathway; negative regulation of growth hormone receptor signaling pathway. The transcript has 4 exons. The coding region runs from base 33 to 479 and encodes 148 amino acids. NCBI's taxonomy places the organism in Eukaryota, Metazoa, Chordata, Chondrichthyes, Orectolobiformes, Hemiscylliidae. The record is from RefSeq and is a predicted model, not a curated record.